Molecule: messenger RNA, 4786 nt
Organism: Balaenoptera acutorostrata (minke whale)
Lineage: Eukaryota; Metazoa; Chordata; Mammalia; Artiodactyla; Balaenopteridae
Gene: RNF41
Product: ring finger protein 41
Exons: 7
Coding region: 1863-2816 (317 amino acids)
Biological process (GO): protein K63-linked ubiquitination; regulation of canonical NF-kappaB signal transduction; positive regulation of JNK cascade
Cellular component (GO): plasma membrane signaling receptor complex
Molecular function (GO): ubiquitin protein ligase activity
Source: RefSeq, a predicted model, not a curated record
GCCGGAAAGGGAGGCAGGGAACAUACUGGGGGUCAGUCUGGGCAGGGGCGGCGGAACCUGAACCCCCGCCCUCGAAGCGCCAUAGCUUGGCUCCUCUCCCAUGCCUUGUCUUUGACAGCCUUGUCUUCCUCCUCCAUUCCUUCCCCCCUCUCCCUCCCACCCCUCCAUGAAGGAAUCUCACAUUCCUUACAUCCCUGCCCUGGAUUGCCAGUCCCUCUUCACACACUUCACACACCGAAAAGCCUCCAAACCAGAACGCAGAGGAAAUUGAGGAUUGGGAAGGAGGGGGCCGGAGAAGGAGCAGAAAGCUGAGAGGGGUGAGGGUGUUUUGCCUGAGGGACUGACAGACAUCUUCUCCAUUCAGAAACUGACUUCAUUCUACCUAGUAGCAAAUGUGGCUGUUAGAGACGACUGAAUCACUGUUCUUGGGGACUGGGCUGUGGUAGUGAUAGUCUAAUCCCUUCCUAUACAGGUGGUUUUAGUCUGACAAUAGAGCAAGAAGCUGAUAAUGUUGCAGGCUGAUAGUUGUCCCCAGAUAGGAAUGGUAGGCAAUCUGAGUGAUGCAAUAAUGUUACUGCCCUGUGUGUCCAGCCGACUUUGUGGCUGUGCCUGGUACCCAGUAAUGGGAAAGAAAGAACAGGCUUCUUUCAAGCAUUUCCUCGUGGGCCCUCGGUACUCUAAAUUUAUUUUGCAGUCUGUUACUGCAAAUACCUUACCUAUGAAUAGCGGUAUUCAGUAUGCUUUCACAUUUAUUAUGUCAUUUGAUUUUCCUGGACAAUAUCUAAGGUAGAUAAGGCAGUUAUCAUUUUCCCUAUUUGACAGGUGAAGAAAUUGAAAAUUACAAAAGGGAUACAUGGCUUGUUAAAAGUCAUACAGUUGGUAGAGCUGGGACCAGAACCCAAGUCUCCUGACUCCUGGUCCUCCUCUCAGUUGAAAAAUCCUGUUUUGUUCUGGUCAAGGGAACAGUGAAGGAGGAUUGGUUUUCCCAGGCUGGAUAACUGUUUGCUUUCUGAGUCUGGAACUUGUCACUGGAAGACUGAACAUAGCCAACAGCACUGGCUCCUGGAAGCAUUUCUUGAGGUGCCAGGUGCUUGUGUCAGGCUGUUGCUCUUGUCAAAAUAGAAGAAGCAUUAUACCCUCCUCUGUAUUAUGGAUGGGAGAGACAGAUCAACUUCCCCCCACCUCCAACUACAGGGAAGAGAAAGUGGAUCUGGCCUUGCACUUUUAUCCUCUGAUUAGUUUUAAAAUACCACACUAAUGUGUCAUGGCUGAUGAACAUAGUAAACUAAUGAGCACGUAUACCAGACUCAGGAUGAAAUGGUCUCUGUUUUAUGACUAAAAAUCGUCAUCCUUCCGCCUGCCAAUGCAUGGGACACGGGUUCGUGCCCCGGUCCGGGAAGAUCCCACAUGCCGCGGAGCACCUAGGCCCGUGAGCCACAAUUACUGAGCCUGCGCGUCUGGAGCCUGUGCUCCGCAACGGGAGAGGCCGCGACAGUGAGAGGCCCGCGCACCGCGAUGAAGAGUGGCCCCCACUCUCCGCAACUGGAGAAAGCCCUCGCUCAGAAACGGAGACCCAACACAGCCAAAAAUAAAGAAUAAAUAAAUAAAAAUCGUCAUCCUUUCUAACAUAGCCGUUAACAUUGAUAGAUGUGAAGAGUGCUCCUGAUUGUGACAUCACAUCCAUCCCCUUGGCAAUGGAACUUGUCACUAGGAAGGAAGACUCAGUCGGAGAAUAGCCAGCAAGAUGGGUUACUGGGAGCGUCUCCUGAGUGGCACUGAGUGGAAGCAUCAGGGGGUUGGAGCCUUGUGAACAGGGAACCUGCCCCCAACACUUGGAAGGACCUGGGUUUCAGUGAUGAGACAUGGGGUAUGAUGUAACCCGUUUCCAGGGGGAUGUUGACGAAGACCUUAUCUGUCCUAUUUGCAGUGGAGUCUUGGAGGAGCCAGUCCAGGCGCCUCACUGCGAGCAUGCUUUCUGCAACGCCUGCAUCACCCAGUGGUUCUCUCAGCAGCAGACGUGUCCGGUGGACCGGAGUGUUGUGACGGUCGCCCACCUGCGCCCAGUACCUCGGAUCAUGCGGAACAUGUUGUCAAAGCUGCAGAUCGCCUGCGACAACGCUGUGUUUGGCUGCAGUGCUAUUGUCCGGCUUGACAACCUCAUGUCUCACCUCAGUGACUGUGAGCACAACCCAAAACGGCCUGUGACCUGUGAACAGGGCUGUGGCCUGGAGAUGCCCAAAGAUGAGCUGCCAAACCACAACUGCAUUAAGCACCUGCGCUCAGUGGUACAGCAGCAGCAGACACGAAUUGCAGAGCUGGAAAAGACCUCAGCAGAACACAAACACCAGCUGGCAGAGCAGAAGCGAGACAUCCAGCUGCUCAAGGCGUACAUGCGUGCAAUUCGCAGUGUCAACCCCAACCUUCAGAGCCUGGAGGAGACGAUUGAGUACAACGAGAUCCUAGAGUGGGUGAACUCCCUGCAGCCAGCACGAGUGACCCGCUGGGGAGGGAUGAUCUCCACCCCAGAUGCUGUACUCCAGGCUGUAAUCAAGCGCUCCCUGGUGGAGAGUGGCUGUCCUGCAUCUAUUGUCAACGAGCUGAUCGAAAAUGCCCAUGAGCGUAGCUGGCCCCAGGGUCUGGCCACACUAGAGACAAGACAGAUGAACCGGCGUUACUAUGAGAACUACGUGGCCAAGCGCAUCCCUGGCAAGCAGGCUGUUGUCGUGAUGGCCUGUGAGAACCAGCACAUGGGUGAUGACAUGGUGCAGGAGCCAGGACUUGUCAUGAUAUUUGCGCAUGGCGUGGAAGAGAUAUAGGAGAUCUCGACGGGCUAUCUGGAAGAGAUGAAAAUCGGAAAAUCCUGUCACUCCAGCAGCGGGGCCCUGAGUCCUCCCCACUUUCCUUAAUACUGUGGCUAACGCUAGAGCCACACAUCUCCCUGCUCUUCUGCCACUGAAGAGGGCCCCAGGGCACUCUGCUCAGCGUUUCAGGUGGGAAACCCAGAUUCCCUCCUUUUGCCUAAUAUCUUCCCCUACAAUGUCUGUAUAUUUUCCAUCUGGUUGGGAAAGUCCCCACCUCUAUUUCUGUUUUCCUGCCUAGGGUCCCUGGUUCCAGAUAUUUUCAGAAAGCACAAAGAUACUCAUUUUCUCUAGAGGAUCAGGAUGGAGUGAGGCAUCUCUAACUGUUCCCCGCCUCCAAAACCAGGGAAUCCAGAGCAGGCAGGCCUAUUGACUCUAUAAACAGCAUUUAGAGGGCGGCUCUGGGGAGCAGACAUCCUAAAGAAAUGGUAAGGAUGGAACAAAACCCUAGAAAUAAUGAGGCCAUCGCUGGUGGCCCUUAGAGGAAGACUGGACCUCUGUGCCAAGCAAUACCCUGUUCAGCCCACCUUAAAGGUGUGGGCUCCCGCUGGGUCUGCAGGUGUGCAGGUGGGGAUGCCGAAAAUUUCCAGAUGAGCUCUUCUUUCCUACACUUUCUCACGAUUAGGGCAUGACAGGGUUGGGGGUGAGGGGUUAGUCCAUUGGGGUGAAUAUGCUCAGCAGGAAGCAGCUCUCUGGCUUUUGCUGAAAUUGUGUAGGCACUGCCUCUGGCACAGGCCAUAAUAGUUCCAUAGUCCCCUCUCUCUCAGCCCUGUGAUUGUAACUAGUUAUUUUGAUAAUUUUCUUUGGCCAUUGUUUGUUUAUAUUUCACUCCCUCCCUCACAGUUUUUCUUUUUUUAAGAAUGGCCUGACUAUGGCUACCCCACUUUUCCAGCCCAGCCACAUUGUUGGCAAUUUAAUUUAUUUACUUUUUUUUUUUAAGAAAGGAAAAAGAAAAAAAAAUUAACAAAACUUAAAACUUCUUUUGCUGUUCCUAUUGUGGGGAUUUUUGGAUAGGGUGGGACGGGGAUGGGGUCUGUUUUAUAUUUUUCCUUUUCAGCACAACCUUUGGCUUUAAUAUAGGAAAGGCCAAGGGAGUCCUUGGCUGAACUGAAGUCUGCCCCAAUCCUCCGUAACCCAUCUGAGAUGAGGAGCUUCCUCUAUUCCAGUGAUGGAUGUGACAGUCCAGCAUCAAUGACUGUGCCCUCUGGAGAACUUUGCUCCCAGCCCAUCUAGGGUCUCACUGUAAAACUCUGGACUUCGAGUAUUAAUUUUGAAGAAAUCCUGCCCACCACUCCCCCCAACACCCGGUUUCCUUGGAGAUAUAUAGCUGGGUUCUAGCUUCAUCAGGCAAGAUGGGAUAGAAAUUAUGUCUCUGAGUACAAGCUGUGCUGUCUCACCCAUACCCCCUUAGGACUUCAGCUGCAUUUCGGGAUGCCCAGGGCAUUCCUUAAUCCCUGGGGUGACUAGAAGAGUAAGAGAAGGGGAGGGAUAGUGGGUAUGAUUGUCUUGAUAUGCAGGUGGAAGUGGGCUGGAGAGAGAUGGCCAUAAAGCUGCUCUUUUUGGAGCUUUUUUCCAGGCCAGCUUGCUGUAGGUCUGGGUAGCUGGGUCAUGGCUCCACUGGAACUGUGGGGAGGAGGGAAUACAGCUUGAAGGGGGUGAGGAACAGUCAUAUGUUCCAGCUCCAGGACAUUGUGCUCAGGAAUUUGAAAACGCUGCUAUACUUAGUCUGGUUACUACAUUUCUUCCACUCCCCUCUGCCCCUGCCUGCCUUACCCAGGCCCAUUCCCUCCUGUUGUCACCCUCAGAUGGAGCCAGGAAGCUCAGUUAAGGCUUCCCUACCCUUUGCACUAGUGUCUCUGCAGGUUGCUAGUUGUGUUAUAUAUGUGCUGUUCCAUGGUGUUGACUGCACUAAUAAAUCUUUUACUCAA